Molecule: messenger RNA, 1227 nt
Organism: Guillardia theta CCMP2712
Lineage: Eukaryota; Cryptophyceae; Pyrenomonadales; Geminigeraceae
Exons: 14
Coding region: 1-1227 (408 amino acids)
Biological process (GO): retrograde protein transport, ER to cytosol; endoplasmic reticulum unfolded protein response
Cellular component (GO): endoplasmic reticulum lumen
Source: RefSeq, a predicted model, not a curated record
AUGGGUCGGUGGAGAUGCUCCUUCGUUGAUCCGCUCAGCGACGCGUUCAUCUUGACCGCCCUCACCGUCUUCUUCCUUGCUCCCCAGACAUGCCUGGGCACAACCCCAGCACAACCCCAACAGGAUGUCGAGCAGGGAACGGAGAUCCCCAACGUCAAGUACACCGUCAUCACGCACAACGUUGCAAGGCCCGCGCAUCGAUCGGACUAUGUCAAGAUGAAGGACAAGAAUGGCAAAGAGUUCGACUGCGUGAUGCCGAGCAAGACGACUGAGGAGCAGGAUGCUCAGCAUGUCGAGGAGCAGAAGAAGCAAGCUGAUAUCAACGCCAAGAGCGAGCAGGAACUGCCGUCCCUUGACUCCCUCCUCGCGCCCCUCACUGGCCGAUGCUUCCUCCGUCCGGACGGCUACUGGAACUUUGAGCUCUGCCAUGGGAAGAAGAUCAGGCAGUUCCACGAGGAGGCGAGGAAGACGACGGUCGAGUACUCUCUUGGAGACUUCGAUCGAGCCGUUGUGCCCAAAGUUGUCAGCAAAGACACGAUGGAUUCCUCUGUCGUAAAGCACUAUUUCGAAGGAGGAACAAGAUGCGAUGAGACGAAUGGACCACGACAUGCCGUUGUGUUGUAUCGAUGCGUGGAAGGGAAGGAAAACCACAUCGAAUCAAUGAAGGAGGAUGCCACUUGCAGCUACACCAUCGUCUUCGCAACCCCGCUGCUCUGCGAUCAUCCGUUGCUUGCUGGAGGCACCCAUGCUGGUUCACAUGUGAAGCCAAGAGUGUCGGACUACCUUGUUGGCCUUUCGGGGACUUGUUUCUAUCGCGUUGAGGGCUGGUGGACUUACGAGUUCUGCUACCAAAAGCACUUGAAGCAGUUUCACCAGGAGAAUAGCGUCAACACAGCUGAGUUUAUGCUGGGAACGCUGUUCUCGAUGCUUCUGCCUGGCUCUUACGUCGACCCGCAGACCUACACGAAGGGCACUAUCUGCGACGUGACAGGCGAACCUCGGCAGGUCGAAGUUCAGUUCAAGUGUGCCACAGACAGUCUCAACGUUGUCUCAUCUAUCAAGGAGAAGUCUACGUGCAAGUACGCUCUGGUGUUUUACACUCCCCUCAUCUGCAACCAUCCGGCUUUCCAGAGCAAGAAAGGCAAGUCGACUGACCUCCACCUCAUCUGCCUGAUCACUUCGCACAGACACCGUCCGCCAGAUCGAGUGCUACCCCACCCAAAGUAA